UUUAGCAUCAGCAUAUCAUUAUCAAUCAAGUGGGAAAAUAAACAAGGCACUCGAGAUAAUUCUCCUACACCGAUUGACUGGAAUUAUAUUUUCAUCGAGGAUUUCAUUCGCGCUUCUCCAAGGGGAUCCUUCCGCUGAGGAUUACUUUACACUGUAAAACGUUUUUGUUCUUGCUCUGUCAAAAACUCGUGCCUCGUAUGGACAAAUAGAGGGGCAGAAGGCAGACGCACCUACGAAAACGUUUCACUUCAUCCCCACUCACCUUGACUGUGACAUAACGGAAAGCUUUUUCAACAAAAUCACUUUCUCCAUGAGUGUUUGAGCCGGGCUACGGACUUGUGCAGCUUUCACUGCUUGUUGAAGGGCUGUCAACACAAUGGGACGCCUGUGUCUGCUCCUGGUUGUCACUCUCUCCUCACUCACCUGCCAGGUGUUGUGCUCCGGAAUGUUUGAGCUGAAGUUGCAGGAGUUUCUAAACAAGAAAGGGAUACAGGGGAACUCAAACUGCUGCCCCGGAGGCUCUGCUCAGAGCCAGCACCAGCAGUGUGAGUGCAAGACUUUCUUUCGGGUUUGUCUGAAGCACUACCAGGUCAAUGUCUCCCCCGAGCCUCCCUGCACAUACGGCGGGGCUGUGACACCCGUCCUCGGCUCCAACUCUUUCCAGGUGCCGGAGACAAACGCGGAAAGCUUCACCAACCCAAUCCGCUUCCCUUUCGGCUUCACAUGGCCGGGGACGUUUUCACUGAUCAUUGAAGCCCUGCACACUGACUCCCUGGACGACCUGGCAACAGACAAUCCUGAGCGACUGAUCAGCAGGACCACCACUCAGCGUCACCUCACUGUGGGAGAAGAAUGGUCCAAGGAUAUGCAGACAGGCGGAAGAACAGAGCUGCGUUACGCUUACCGUUUCCUGUGUGAUGAGCACUACUACGGUGACGGCUGCUCUGUCUUCUGCCGGCCCAGAGACGAUGCUUUUGGCCACUUCAGCUGCGGCGAGCGCGGGGAGAUCAUAUGCAACUCUGGCUGGAAGGGACACUACUGCACUGAACCGAUCUGUCUUCCUGGCUGUGAUGAGGAACAUGGCUUCUGUGAGAAACCCGGAGAGUGCAAGUGUCGCGUGGGUUUCAGUGGGCGUUACUGUGACGACUGUAUCCGUUACCCCGGCUGCCUCCAUGGAACCUGCCAACAGCCCUGGCAAUGUAACUGCCAGGAGGGAUGGGGCGGACUCUUCUGCAACCAGGAUCUGAACUACUGUACGCACCAUAAGCCCUGUCUAAAUGGAGCAACCUGUACCAACACGGGUCAGGGCAGCUACACAUGCUCCUGUCUGCCUGGAUACACCGGAGCCAGCUGUGAGAUUGAGGUCAACGAAUGUUCAGGAAACCCCUGUCGCAAUGGAGGCAGCUGCACUGACAUCGAUAACGGCUAUAAAUGCACCUGCCCACCUGGUUUCUAUGGAAUCAACUGUGAAUUAAGUGCCAACACUUGUGCCGAUGGGCCCUGCUUUAAUGGUGGGCGUUGUGCUGAUAAUCCUGAGGGUGGUUACUUCUGUCAGUGUCCUUUGGGAUACGCUGGCUUCAACUGCGAGAAGAAAAUCGACCACUGCUCCUCCAACCCCUGUUUGAAUGGGGCGGAAUGUGUGGAUCUGGUGAACUCCUACCUCUGUCAGUGUCUCGACGGGUUUUCAGGUCCUAACUGUGAGGACAGCAGCAGCAUCUCUGGAAACUGUCUGUCCUUCCCUUGUGAAAACGGAGCGACGUGUCAGGAAGGAGUGAAUGGCUACACCUGUAUCUGCCCUCCAGGAUAUACUGGUGAGAACUGCAGCUCCCCCAUCUCCCGCUGCCAUCACAACCCCUGCCACAAUGGAGCGACCUGCCAUGAGCGCGGCGGUCGCUACGUCUGCGCCUGUGUGCCGGGCUAUGGCGGCCACAACUGCCAGUUCCUGUUACCUGAGGUCCCCAAGGGUCAGCCGGUGGUGGACGGACCGGAUCGCCGUUAUUCUUCCCCAGACAGUGAAAAUGUUGAAAAUGAGGAGGAUGACGACAGCGGAUUCCCCUGGACGGCAGUGUGUGCGGGCAUCUUCCUCGUUCUGGUGAUCCUGAUCGGCUGCUCUGUGCUGGUGGUCUAUGUUCGGGUCAAGCUGCAGGACAGGCACAGUCACCAUGGCGACAGUGUCCACAGCGACAGCCACGAGACCAUGAACAACCUGACGACCACCAACAAUUGCCUCCGCAGCGACAAGGAAGUGGGCCCUAUGAUGACAACCUCGAUUAAAAACAACAACAAGAAGGCGGAUUACCAUUCGGACCUGGCCGGGUCAAUGGGGGGUCUGAGUGGGAUCAGUGGACUCAACGGAUCGGAGAAGAACGGCUUUAAGAGUCGCUACUCCAGCGUGGAGUAUAACCUGGUCCACGAGGUGCGGCCUGAAGAGCUGCCGCUGUGUAAAGAAGAGCAGCGUGAAGAGCCAGAGGUUAAAUGUGAGAUGCUGGAUGAGUCUGACUCAGAGGAACAAUGCACAAAGAGACAAUACAGCGAUGCAUCAGAAAUGAAACAAGUAGAAGAGUCACCGAGCUGCAGCGAAGCAAAAUAUCAGUCAUCCUGUGAACUGAACAAUCAUGCAGCAAGUGAUCUCAAAUACCAGUCCUGCAGUGACAUCAAAUACCAGUCAACCUGUGAUGUCAAAUACCAGUCCAACAGUGAUGUUGAAUACCACAAUCCCAGUGACAACAGGUACCAGUGUACCAACGACACCAAAUACCAGUCCGUCUACGUCAUGUCGGAGCAGAAAGAUGAAUGUAUCAUCGCUACAGAGGUAUGAUACCAGACCAGUUCCCUGUGGUCGGUCCACACACAGCCCUGAGCAGUAGAGCUCAACUUGUCUCUGGGAGGUUUUACUCCUGCUGUUUGCUGCUGUUCCCUGGGAUUUACCGGAGGACUUUGAGCCAAGGUGCUACUGAGCCAAUGCGUCAGAGUCAUUAUCGACUUGGCAAAGACUUAGUACUACAGUAGUACUACGGGUGAAUACUUGACGUUGUUGACCUGCAAUGGAUGUUAGGUCUAAUGCUGACUCAGUGCUUUGGACGAAGCACAAGUACAAACGUCGUAAAGAAGAUUUACUGCUCGUACGUGAAUGAACUAUGGAGUAUCGACUUGGAUGUUGACCGAUGAUAUUGUAGUACCUUUGGAGUACUGAUUGAAUGAACAGUGUAGUACCUUUGGAGUACUGAGAACUUUUGAAGUACUGUUGUACUACUGUUAUGUGUUGUGGUUUUACAAUUCAGUGUAAAAGCUGUUAUUGAUAUUGGACAGUUCAUGUUCUGUGCAGUGCUGCAGAGUGAUGCUAUGGUCACAAUAUGAGCGACAAAAGCAACAAUGUCUCCAAAUCACUGCUGAAGUGUUGCCCGAGCCCUAGUAGUUAGAAGUGUUGGUUUUCUUUCCAUGUUUAGAGGAAUGGAGAUGGUGAAAUAAAAACAUAUGAUUGGUUUAGGGCGUAACAAAUUUAAAAUUGAUCUGAUUAUUUGUAGCCUAAUGCUUUUCACUUUAAAACUUUAAAGUAUGAAGUUACAGCUGCUUUAAUGAUUCAAAUACAGUGGGACUUGUACGGCAGCUGUGCAUCUCUGACUCUGCAGCACUGACAGACAAUGUUGGCUGAGCUGGUUCUCAGCAGAAAAAUAGAGAACUGAAGACUCCAGUAGUGACUGCAGAUCGAUCCAACAUGGAUCCUGUUGGGCCAUACUGGCCCCCUGACCCCUGAAGGUUGUGAUACACAGGGCAAUGUUUUGGGCAGGGCAACUUAGGGAACACAGCAUUAGGCAUGAGAGAAACAUAUCAGACCAAACAUCAUUUUAUAAUACACUUUGGCAACACUGUUUCUAGAAACGUUCAUGCCACUGAAGCCACUUUGAAUUAACAUAAUGAAAGUGUAAUUAUCCAAUUGCAUUUUAUUUCUGGCAGCUCCUUUGGCCAAAAAUCAUUGACAAAAUAACUCUAAGUCAAAUUCUCUCUGGUGAUGUUGUGUUUCCAAGUAAGCCAAGCUAUAAAGAAUUAGUCUUAACUGCCAAGACCUCAUUGCACUAUGAAGGUGUGCGUGUGUGUGUGUGUAUGAGUGUACAGAAGAGGUGAUGAUACCUGUGUGUGGUGUCACAUGUAUGCACUGCCCACUCCCUUCACUCCCAGUCUUCCACUAUUAGCCAAUUGAAGGACACCUGCCUGCCGUUGGUUAGCAUCAUUUGUUUUUUAUUUUAUUUGUUAUCUAAAGAAAGAUGUAUUCUUUUAAUUUAAUUAUGUAAUUAUUUGUGUUCCAUUUUGUUGUGAUUUAUUUUGUUAAACCUGUUUUAAUUUAAGUUGUAUUGUUUUUAUUUGGCAGAUAAUGUAUGUAUGUAAGUAUGUAUGCAUGUAUGUAUGCGUUAGGCACUUGAGACCCCUGUGACUGUGUUGUAUUUAAGAAGAAAAAGUCGUGUGUACAGAGCCUGUCAUUUUUAUUACUGGAAAACAGCGCAAUAUUUUUCCAAAA
Eleginops maclovinus (Patagonian blennie) is the source of this 4513-nucleotide messenger RNA. Its product is annotated as delta-like protein D. Gene Ontology annotation, molecular function: calcium ion binding. Lineage: Eukaryota; Metazoa; Chordata; Actinopteri; Perciformes; Eleginopidae. Gene Ontology annotation, biological process: heterophilic cell-cell adhesion; multicellular organism development; establishment or maintenance of epithelial cell apical/basal polarity. Bases 377 to 2818 code for a protein of 813 amino acids. The transcript is spliced from 12 exons. The record is from RefSeq and is a predicted model, not a curated record. Gene Ontology annotation, cellular component: protein-containing complex; plasma membrane.